This is a messenger RNA of Lotus japonicus, 808 nucleotides long. Its product is annotated as 60S ribosomal protein L18-3. NCBI's taxonomy places the organism in Eukaryota, Viridiplantae, Streptophyta, Magnoliopsida, Fabales, Fabaceae. Gene Ontology annotation, biological process: translation. The record is from RefSeq and is a predicted model, not a curated record. Gene Ontology annotation, cellular component: cytosolic large ribosomal subunit; ribosome. The coding region runs from base 127 to 690 and encodes 187 amino acids. Gene Ontology annotation, molecular function: structural constituent of ribosome; RNA binding. The transcript is spliced from 5 exons.
CCCUGAGUAUCACAAGGCCCAUAUCCAUAACUGAGAAAAACCCUAGAAAUGUUUUCAACUUCGCUGCGUUAAAUAUGAGCAAUCGCGGCACAGUUUUCUUCGAAGACCCAGAGUCUCAGAGCUGCAAUGGGGAUCGAUCUCAAGGCUGGGGGUAAGAGCAAGAAGACAAAACGAAUAGCACCAAAAUCCAAUGAUAUCUACCUCAAGCUUCUUGUCAAGCUAUAUCGCUUCCUUGUGCGAAGGACUGGCAGCAAUUUCAAUGCUGUGAUACUCAAGCGAUUGUUUAUGAGUAAAGUUAACAAGCCUCCAAUUUCUUUGUCAAGAUUGAUUAAGUAUGCCAAAGGGAAGGAGGAUAAAGUUGUUGUUAUAGUGGGGACUGUAACCGAUGAUAUUAGAGUUUAUGAAGUUCCAGCCCUAAAAGUUACAGCACUUAGGUUCACAGAGACAGCAAGAGCAAGAAUUGAAAAGGCAGGUGGUGAAUGCUUGACAUUCGAUCAGCUUGCACUCAGGGCUCCUUUGGGUCAGAACACGGUCCUUCUUAGAGGGCCAAAGAAUGCUCGGGAAGCUGUGAAGCACUUUGGUCCUGCUCCUGGUGUGCCACACAGCCAUACCAAGCCUUAUGUAAGAUCUAAGGGGAGGAAAUUUGAGAUGGCUAGAGGAAAGAGAAACAGCAAAGGAUUUAGGGUUUAAGUUGAUUAUGUUGUGCCAUUUUUGUGUUAUUACUUCUAAAAUCCAACUUUUUGCUCUAUAGGCAUUGAUGUAUUGAUGACAAUUUUUUAUUAUAUCUCACAAGGAUUUUUACUAUGGA